UUCUCACCGGCAAUGGUACCACCCGGGGACGUAGAGUAGGCGUGCCUUUGCUCCGUGGAAACUCGGCUCCUCCUGCCACACUUGCAAGGCACCGUGGCAGCUAUCCGUACGCUGUGGGAGUAAACACGGUGCGUGUACCGUAACCAAGCGAACAGUUUCAAUCUGAAAACUCAGACGUCUUCCUCCCGCCCUGAACUCUUUGAAAUCAAGUCUGCCCAUAAUAGACACCACUGCUUGCACAGCGUAGCCUAGCUUUCUAUCUUGCUUUGAGCAACUCUUGGCAAUGGCGAGUGAAUCUGAAUCCGACUCUGACUCCGAAUCUGCCAGGGAAGAACCACCACACAAGAAGGUAAAGACAUGCAUUCUGACCAAAUUGGAGCCUGAUGUGACCAUUUUGGUUGGCCAUGAAGAGUACCAAGAGUACAGCCAAGCACUUUGCAGCUGGAGCGAUUACUUUGAGAAAGCGCUGACCAGCGGCAUGAGGGAGAGUGAAUCAAAGCGAUUUGAGUUUCCAGACAGGGACCCCAAAGAGUGGGAAAUGAUUGUUGCCAUGAUGAAGCCAAUGACCAAAGUGAAAGUGACCGACGAAAGCGUUUUCAAGGCUCUUUCUUGGUUUGCUGAGCUAUGCUCACCUCAAGGGUUGCAGGAAAGUGACAGCAUCCUCUUGUCACUGCUAGAGCCUAGCUCUGUCAGCCACAACUUUGUUUUGGACAUCCUGGAAGCAAGUCUAAACUUUUGUCUUCCAAAAUCCAUGGCCAAGAGCUUUGCCAAAGUCAAAAUGAUUAUGGCCAAUAAUGGAGCAAUAAUGGUAGAAAAGGCAUGGGUUGAGCGGUUCAUUUCAGUUGCCCAAGGACAUCAGAAUUGCCUGGAUGCAAUGUGGGAUACCCUUGGAGAACUGGUGCCUGCAACUCUCUCAGGCCAGCAGAGAACUUCACUGCUUGAAAAUGGUCUUCUCACUGAGUUUGUGUUCACAAAGAUGGAGGCACUCCAUUUCAAGAAGCACCAUCCAGCAAUCAAAAGAAUGGUGUCCAAAUUGAAAAAGCCGAACAAUUGGAAAAACAACAAUUUUUCAAACGCCAUUUUGAAAGCGAUGAGGCUAGAGGAUCAAGACAAGCCCUGGCAACACUUACUAUAG
Molecule: messenger RNA, 1135 nt
Organism: Seminavis robusta
Lineage: Eukaryota; Bacillariophyta; Bacillariophyceae; Naviculales; Naviculaceae
Source: the annotation of a GenBank genome assembly